This is a messenger RNA of Geodia barretti, 1397 nucleotides long. Lineage: Eukaryota; Metazoa; Porifera; Demospongiae; Tetractinellida; Geodiidae. The record is from the annotation of a GenBank genome assembly.
UCUCUGCCGACCUUCGACGUAGAGUGGCGGGUGUGUGUACUGCGUUUGUGUUUGCAAGAGAAAGCUAAUCGGGCGUCGUAGAGAAAAUGGCGGCUGAUUCCCCGAUCCUCCUUCAGAAAGAUAACACGUUCACGAAAUUGUUCGUCGGCGGACUGCCGUACCACACCACGGACGAGACGCUGCGAGCCUAUUUCCUCCAGUUCGGAGAGAUUGAGGAGGCCGUGGUUAUACACGACAGAGUCACCAGAAAAUCGAAAGGAUACGGAUUUGUAAGUCGCUGGACUGUCCUUUAUGCAAUAUCCGCCGGAGAAACGCGAGUGAGGGGGUAAUUUACAGCGCAUUCUCUCGCUUCUUCCCUCGCAGGUGACGAUGGUUGAUAAAGAGGCGGCCGAGAGAGCUUGCGCGACUCCGAACCCGUCAUAGAGGGACGGAGAGCAAACGUCAACCUUGCGUACCUCGGAGCCAAGCCGAAAAUGAACGGUUACCCGCCAGAUGGUCCACUGGCUGGGCUCAGUUCUCCGACCGGUGCGGAUACUAUCUUCUCUCAGCAUUCUCCCCCUCCUCUUCCAUUUGGAAUCCAGACUCAAGGAUUCAUAAUCCCCGGUCCUGGGUGCCCGCCAUUCAGUCCACCUCCUCCCCCUCUCUUGGGACCCUUCCCCUUCAUCCCACCUCAAUUUAACCCCGGAUUCGGCUACGGACCGCCGUUCUUCCACGGCCCGAUGAACAUAUCCCAGUUCCCUCCGCAAGGAAUGCCGCCGCUAGUACCCUACAAUGUAGCUAAUUGAUUGGACCAUUCAAAUUCAAAUCCACAGUGCCACCACCACACUCAGUGGGCAGCAUUCACUGCACACACAAACAUACACACUUUUUAUUGUCCCUCUUUCACAUCUGAGCAUAUCUCUGCCUUUCAUAUAUACACCUGCGCAUUUUAUAUAUUAUAAUGCUCUCUCCUCACUUCUUGCUUUGCUUUUAAACCAGUCUAUAUGUUCUGUAGUAAGUCAAUUUUUUUGUAAGAUAGGAGAAACGGUGGGUCAUAGAGCUUGCCCAGUGUCAUGUACCAUUCCUGCAAGGUAUAUAUAUAGCAACUUAUACAAGGAGCACACGCUAAGGCCGACAUAAUAUGACUGUCAAUGUAUUACUAUAUUUACCACCGCAGAUGACUUAAGUAUUAAUUAUUAUGUCUAUGUCAUUUGCAAAGGGUCCUUACCAUUAUAGGCUAGCUCAAAAACAGGUAUAUUCUUAUAUCACGUCUCUUUUAUAUACUUCCACAAUCAUCAUCUUUUCUUUUUACUCUGUGAAUCACUUCAUAAUAUUCACCGCAAUUCCUUCUGUCCACUUCUCUAUUAUAUUAAAAUUAUUUUCCGAAAACCCUUUUUUCAACGCUGCAAAAAUACCCG